AUGUCUGGUGAAACCGGUUCAAGUGGCAGCGAUCUCUGCUCUGUGGAUUUUGAGAUAUUUGGCUAUGUUCAGGGUGUCUGCUUUCGUAUGUAUUCAGAGAGGAAGGGACUCAGCCUUGGUGUGGUUGGCUGGGUGAAGAACACAAACAAGGGGACAGUGGUGGGACAGGUUCAGGGGCCACGUCAUCUGGUCAAUGAAAUGAAAAUAUGGCUGAGUAAGGAGGGAAGCCCCAGUAGCCGCAUCACUCGGGCUGUUUUCAAAAAUGAAAAGACCAUCCCUAAGCUGGAGCUCUCUGGUUUCUCUACCCGAUUUUGAUAUACAACCCAAACAGCUGCUUUUGUCUCUGAACUACCAUGUCUCACACUAUAAACUUGCCAUUUCUAAUCCCACAACCAAAGAUCAGCCACUAUAUCAUUUGUAACAAAUGAAUCUACA
This is a messenger RNA of Neoarius graeffei (lesser salmon catfish), 435 nucleotides long. Its product is annotated as acylphosphatase-2-like. Bases 1 to 315 code for a protein of 104 amino acids. The record is from RefSeq and is a predicted model, not a curated record. The transcript has 4 exons. NCBI's taxonomy places the organism in Eukaryota, Metazoa, Chordata, Actinopteri, Siluriformes, Ariidae. Gene Ontology annotation, molecular function: acylphosphatase activity.